Molecule: messenger RNA, 1577 nt
Organism: Leptinotarsa decemlineata (Colorado potato beetle)
Lineage: Eukaryota; Metazoa; Arthropoda; Insecta; Coleoptera; Chrysomelidae
Product: chromobox protein homolog 3
Cellular component (GO): nucleus
Source: RefSeq, a predicted model, not a curated record
AGGACAAUGUUGUCCUGUCAAAUGACAGGACAAUGUUAAUAUCCAGUGGUUUUUUUCAACUAUGCGUCGUUCCAUGAAGAAAAGCUAAGUCGCUUAUUCUUGUUUUUUGUUUUGUGUUUUAGCGCCAUCGCGUUCCGUCAUCCGCCAUUUUAUCCGUUUGUUGGAUUGAAGGCGGCUCGUGUUUGGUUUGGUUGUUGGAAAUUGUUUUUGUGCAGCGUUUAUUAUAGAUCAAGUUAACACAAUGGGCAAGAAGAAAGUAGAAGAAAGCGAAAGCGAGGAAGAAUACUCUGUAGAGAAGAUCAUAGAUCGUAGAGUGGUCGGCGGGAAAGUCGAGUAUUUCCUUAAAUGGAAAGGUUAUUCUGAAGACGAUAAUACUUGGGAACCAGAAGACAAUCUGGAUUGCCCCGAAUUGAUCGCAGAAUUCGAGAAAAACCGAAAACUCAAAGCCAAAGCCAGCGGGAAAGACAAGAAGAGAACAAGGGAAAAUUCUACUUCUUCUCUGGACUCCAACACAUCUUCCUCCAAAACAGAAAAGAGCAAAGAUAAGAAGAAGUCCAAAGCCAGAUCUGCCUCCCCCGAAUCUGAUGAUGAGCCCAAAACGAAAAAAUCGCGAGUGGAUGAUUCUGAUGACGAUUCUAAAAAAGAAAAGAAAAAAGACUCUGACUCUGAGGAAGAGAAAAAGAAAAAAAAACGGAAAUCAGCCGGCCCCAAAUCCAGGAAAGUUGACAACGAUCAUUCAGACGAUGACAAACCCAGAAAAAAGAAGGAAGGCGAUGAAAAGAAGAGCAAGAAAGACGACGAGAAAUCAAAGAAGAAGGGAGAGGACUCUGAUGAUGAUGAAGCUCCCAAAAAGGGUAAAAAAUCCGAGGCAGUAGUUGAUAUCAAAAAAGAUAAAAAGGGUGGUAAGAUCAAGGACAAAGAAAAGUCUGCCUUCGAGAAAGGCCUUGAUGCCGAGAAGAUCAUCGGAGCUUCAGACACAACCGGCCAGCUGAUGUUCCUGAUGAAAUGGAAGGGCAGCGAUGAUACAGAUCUGGUGUAUGCCAAAGAGGCAAACGUCAAGUGUCCGCAAGUAGUUAUCAAAUUCUAUGAAGAGAGAAUUGCAUGGCACACCCCCGACGAGUCUUCCUAAGUUUAUUUUUUUGUAGUUGAUAAUUUCUCGAUGAAUUUCAACAGUUGUCGAGAUUCAAAAAGUGGACUUUUUUGUUCGGAAGUCGCGGUAAAUUGUUUGAAUUUGAUUCGGUAUUUCUUCAUGUUGUAGCGACUCUAGGCCUAUGGAUAAUUUUGCAGUACAUUAACAUUUUUUAUUGAAUCGUUUCCUAAAUCUAUCAAAUACUCUGUUGGUAUAAACAGGGGAAAACAAAUUCCCCGAGACAACUGAUUUGAUUUUUGAAACUGAAUCAUCUGCGGACUUCGGAAAUAAAAAUUGGUAGGUGUAGUGCCGCUACUAGAUUUAAGGACAUUAUUUUAUCUGAGAAGGAUUUUUUGUUUAGUAAAGGUAGGAAAUCUACCAGCAGGAAAGAAGAAUAUGCAAUGUACUAUAUCAUCAAAUUAAUAAAGGUUACAUUUUCAUUUUUAUA